Messenger RNA from Cydia fagiglandana, 3680 nucleotides. It is a transcript of the gene Hrd3, whose product is annotated as protein sel-1 homolog 1. Gene Ontology annotation, cellular component: endoplasmic reticulum membrane. The transcript has 14 exons. Gene Ontology annotation, biological process: ERAD pathway. Bases 48 to 2252 code for a protein of 734 amino acids. The record is from RefSeq and is a predicted model, not a curated record. Gene Ontology annotation, molecular function: protein binding. Lineage: Eukaryota; Metazoa; Arthropoda; Insecta; Lepidoptera; Tortricidae.
ACGUAAGUCUUGAACUGAUGAAAUAGUCGGUGCCUGUUUACUAAACAAUGAGGGGGAUUAAGGUGUUUAUAAUAUGUUUAUGUAUAAUUGUGUCGGCGGCGGAGUUGCUUGGGCCCGAGACUAAGAAAAAAAAUGACAAAGAUAAGGAGGAGAGUGAAGAAGACCAUGCUGAGUCAGAGCCCCUGGAUUUCGAACAGGAAUACCUCAAAGGGCUCAGAAAGGAAAUUACAUCGUGGCAUGAAUUUACUGAAGAUAUACGGAAGACCCAAGAUUUGCCCAAAGAGGAUGAUAUUGCUGAAGAGAAUCAGCUGAAGCAAAUGGAGUUAUCUCUGAAGAUGUUGAAGAAGAACCUCCUGCGGCACACGGAAGGAACUUGGCUCGCAGACUUGAAAGAUGAACACUCCGAAGGAGAUCCGGAUAAACUAGAUGAGAAUCCACAGGACAUGCUGGACACAUUGCCACCUCUACCUGAAGAAGAGGAACCGGAACUGACACCAGAGCUAAAAGAAGCUAAAGAACUGUACGACGCAGCCCUAGCCAAGCUGAACCGCCGCUCGCCCGACCUCCGCGCCUCCAUCCUCCAGGUGAAGGAGGCCGCCGACAUGGGCUACGCCCCCGCUAAGAUCAAGCUGGCUUGGAGCUACCUGUUCGGAGAAGGGGUGGAGCUGGAUUUGGCCAAGGCACGGGGUAUUUUUGAAGAGCUGGUUGUAGAGGGAAAUGCGGAUGCUCAUGCUGGCAUGGGCUUCCUUUACGCCACCGGUAUCGCCGUGCCAGUGUCCCAAGCGAAGGCCCUGGUGCACUACACUAUGGGCGCUCUUGGGAACAGCGACUACGCGCAGAUGGCGCUCGCGUACCGCUACUGGGCGGGCGUCACCGUGCCCAGCUCCUGUCAGAAGGCCAUGGACUUGUACAUGAAGGUCGCCGCUAAAGUGGCCAGCGGCGUGACCCUAAGCGGAGGCCCAUCCAUCCAGCGGACUCGGUUACUAGACGAGGCCGAAGGCACCGGAGGGGGCGGGGCUCUGGACUCUGACCUUAUUGAGUACUACCAGCUGUUGGCUGAGAAGGGAGAUGUACAAGCUCAGGUCGGGCUGGGCCAGCUGCACUUCCAAGGGGGCCGCGGAGUAACCCUGGACGUGAACAAGGCGCUACACUACUUCCUGCAAGCGGCUAAGACUGGAAACGCUGUGGCCAACGCUUUUCUAGGGAAGAUUUAUUUAGAAGGCGGUGACGGGAUCAAGGCGGACAACGAGACAGCGUUGCGGUACUUCCGUAAGGCCGCCGAACAGAACAAUCCGGUCGGGCAAAGCGGGCUGGGCAUUAUGUACUUGCAGGGCCGAGGAGUGCCAAAGGACACGGCGGCGGCGCUGAAAUUCUUCACAAUGGCCGCCAACCAGGGCUGGGUGGAAGGCCAGUUACAUCUCGGCUUCAUGUAUUUCAGCGGCAUCGGCGUCCGACGGGACUUCAAGCAGGCCAACAAGUACUUCUCGCUAGCCUCCCAGUCAGGACACGUGCUGGCCUUGUACCAUCUGGCGCACACUCACGCACAAGGAUUGGGUGUACUGCGCUCUUGCACUACCGCUGUUGAGCUAUUCAAGAACGUAUGCGAGCGAGGUGCGUGGGGCUCGCGCCUCAUGCUAGCCCACGCCGCCUGGCGCGCUCGAGAUUCCGACUCAUCGUUGCUACAAUACCUGUCCCUCGCCGAGCGAGGCUAUGAACUCGCCAUGAGCAACGCGGCCUUCCUACUCGAUAUCGGUGAAGUGAGCCUAUUCCCUGAAGACGAGCGAUACCGUAGAGCCCUCCAACUGUGGGGCCGCGCGGCCGCGCAGGGCUACUCGGCCGCCCGCGUCAAGCUCGGCGACUACCACUACUACGGCCAGGGCACGCACCAGGACCUGGAGGCCGCCGCACACCACUACAGGAUAGCGUCAGAGCAACUUCACAACGCCCAAGCGACGUUCAACCUAGGCUACAUGCACGAGCGAGGCCUAGGUCUCACCCAAGACCUGCACCUAGCUAAACGCUGCUACGACCUGGCAGCCGACACUUCGCCCGACGCCCGUCUGCCUACUGCGCUAGCUUUAGCCCGACUCAACGCCGAAGCGGCUAUCACGAAGUUGGCUAAUUCGGUAUGGGUGUCGCCGUUCGCGGCGGCCGUGGCGGGCGACGCGGUCUCCAACUGGGACGUGUACCUCAUCACGGCGCUGCUCGGCGCCCUCGGCCUCGUCGUGUACCUGCGCCGGCCUCCGAACUGACCCUGGCUCGUCCGCACCAUGCUACGGCGGUGGCUCCGAUGAGGAUUACUCUGACCUGUAGGCUUCGCAAUCUUCGCAUACGCUCCCUAAAGACUUGUGUUACAACCUUAGGCCCUCUUGCACCAUCCCAAUAACCCGCGGGUUAAGCGGUUAAACCGUUAACCUAGCAGUGGCGGCGCGUCCAUAAAAGCCGAUUCCCACUGGCUUGCCUGUUUUUGGACGUUUGAGCAGAGUUUGUAAAGGAAAUAUGUAAGCCAAAUUAACCCCGGCUUGCCUAUGGAUAUGUUUGACGCGCCACCACUGUAACCUAGUGUCAAAUUGUACUAGUAACCAUGGUAACUCCAGGUUUAACCGGCUAACCUCGGGUUAGUAGAAUGGUGCAAAUGGGCCUUAGAGGAUAUAACCAAACGGAGACGCCUCGUCUGUAAGUUUCGGUACAAAACAGUCUGCCGACUAUUGCCGGGAGGGGCAUACGUAACGUAAAAAUAGAAAUGUCAGAUGUCGUCAGUGGACUGGAUCGAGUGGCUCCGAUGAGAAUUAGAGUAAACUAGGCUGCAAUAUACCCUCCCUAAAGACUUGUUUUGCAACUAGGAUUGCCAGAUCGAAAGGCUCUAUUAUCAGGAAACAAUAUCAUUUUUUCGGGAUUUUGGGACUUGAAGUCGGGAAAAAAAAACAUUCUAAUUAAAGUAAUUGUAUUAAAACAACGAUAUUUUACAUUAUUGGCAUUAUUGGCGUCAGCUCGCUCGCUCGACGACAGUUCGGAACUUGAAAUUAUUGUUUUAUAACGUGAAGCUGUUUUUCGGGACGGUUUACACUUUGUCGGGAAUCGGGAACACAUCCUAAAAAUCGGGAGAAUCCCGCCAAAUCCCGACCAUCUGGCAACCCUAGUUACAACACAUGUAUAAGCUUGUACAGUCAGCAGCAGAAGUUGCUAAGCGGGAGAGGUGUUCAAAAUUACCUUGACGCUUCUUUUGAUGAUCUUGACCUAACAAUAAAAUUGGGUCAAGGUCAUUUUGAACACCUCUCCCGCUUAGCAACUUCUGCUACUGACUGUACGUAUUACGUAUCUACAGAUGUAGUGCUAAUUGGGGCAUUAUCUAUGAAAAAGGACCUUAUUGGCGAUAUUGGCACAGCGUCGCGCGGCAUUGUAUUUAUCGUUAGUAAUAGCAUCGUUAAUAAUGGCGUAAGCGCUAUCGACAAUAAGGUCCCUUUUCAUAGAUAACGUCACAAUUAUUUUCUAUCAUAAUGUUUUCACGGAGACGUACGAACGUGUCUUGCUAUUUCAGUCAGUCUCGUUACAAAAAGUACUGAGGUUGACUGAAGUAGCAUGACAAAUACGAGCGUUUCCGAGAAAUUACGAUGGAAAACAAUUUGGCUGAAUCACAGACUUAUUUAGUUAGGGGUCAUCCAUUAAUUACGUCACACGUU